AUGCUUCUCACGUUUGUAAUCUUCGCCACUGUCUCUUCAGCUGUAGCUCAAACCGCAGCAAACUGCAGCGUCAAAGGAUACGACACUGGCAAGCAGCCAGCUUUCCUCACCAACCCGAACAUUACGACAACCACAGGCUGCAAGACCUUCUGCGCGGAGACCAUUUACGACAAAUGCCAGAGUUUUGCUGUUGGGCCGUUCUGUCUACUGUAUAAUGUUACGGUGACUGGGAAUGUUAAUGUGGUGUCUGCUAGUCCGUGGACGUUUUAUGAUGCGGCUUGUAAGGUCUGA
This is a messenger RNA of Cadophora gregata, 291 nucleotides long. RefSeq lists its product as uncharacterized. The transcript has a single exon. The record is from RefSeq and is a predicted model, not a curated record. Lineage: Eukaryota; Fungi; Ascomycota; Leotiomycetes; Helotiales; Ploettnerulaceae. Bases 1 to 291 code for a protein of 96 amino acids.